Cuscuta epithymum is the source of this 1270-nucleotide messenger RNA. Lineage: Eukaryota; Viridiplantae; Streptophyta; Magnoliopsida; Solanales; Convolvulaceae. The record is from the annotation of a GenBank genome assembly.
CCUCAAAUAUUCAGAUAUUACCCUCCAGCUUAGCUCGUUACCACAAACAUAGCAAUAAUGGCUUCUCCGUCAAAGUUUUCACCACUGUUGUUCUUUCACCGGCUUGACAAUUUCACGUCAAUGCGAUGUAGCUCUUACAGUGGAAUCUCCUCUCUAUUUCGGAGGAAUUCUAGAAUGUUCUCGAGUGGCCCAUUCAGCGGAGGAGAAGAAGACGCUUCUUCUCAACCAGGCGAUUCACCUUCAAAGCUUGUAUUGUAUUCAUACUGGCAGAGCUCGUGUUCUUGGCGUGUCCGUUUCGCCUUAGAUCUCAAGGGUAUGCUGUUGACAACAGUUCUGGUCGACGAUUUUGUAUAUCAUUUUAGUUAAGUUGACAUUGACGAUUUUGUUGUUGAUUGAGGCGCAAGCAGGGCUCUCUUAUGAAUACAGAGCAGUCAAUCUCAGCAAAAGAGAACAAUUUGAUCCCAAGUUUGAGAAGCUAAAUCCUCUGCGAUAUGUCCCUGUGUUGCUUGAUAGUGGUCAUACGGUGAUUUCAGAUUCCUAUGCAAUAUUAUUGUAUUUGGAGGAGAAGUAUCCAAAAUGUCAGUUAUUGCCUCUGAGUCCUCAAUUACGAGCAAUUAAUCUUCAGGUUGCAAGUAUUGUCAGCUCCAGCAUACAGCCUCUUCAUAUGAUCUCAUUGCUAGUAUGUCUACAUAUCACAUUUUUUUUAUAAAAGAGAAUCUGCCAUCUAAAAUCAAGGAGUUGCAUGGUAUGAAGAACUGUCUGUUCUCAAAUCUCAAUUACUCAGAAUUACAUUGAAGAAAGAUUUGGUCCUGAUGAACGAGAAUCAUGGGCUCAACAUAACAUCGGAAAAGGUUUCUAUGCCCUUGAGAAGUUGCUGAGCAGAUUUGCAGGCAAACAUGCUACGGGAGAUCAACUAUAUCUGGCUGAUGUGUUUUUGGCUCCUCAGAUCGCCAUUGCAUCUGAAAGGUUUAAUAUUGACAUGUCGAAGUUCCCUACUCUAAUUUCAAUAUACCAAGCAUGCAAGGAAUUACCAGAAUUCCAUGCCUCCUCUCCACAAAAGCAACCUGAUGCUGCUGUAUCGAUGUGAAACUUGCCUCCCCAUUUCGCCCAUUUCGCACACAUUUCCAACUACUUUGCAGCACUUCUGAUUUCUUAUACUUCGUAUGUAAUUUAUAACUAUAUUCUUGUAGUCAGUAUCCACUAUAUGCACAUACUGUAUUCUGAAUAACUGAAUGGAUGGACUAUAAGAGUAUAAGAAGAGAAAUCUUAC